Messenger RNA from Mesoplodon densirostris (Blainville's beaked whale), 774 nucleotides. RefSeq names its product folate receptor alpha. The transcript has 4 exons. Gene Ontology annotation, biological process: fusion of sperm to egg plasma membrane involved in single fertilization; sperm-egg recognition; cell adhesion. Gene Ontology annotation, cellular component: external side of plasma membrane. NCBI's taxonomy places the organism in Eukaryota, Metazoa, Chordata, Mammalia, Artiodactyla, Ziphiidae. The record is from RefSeq and is a predicted model, not a curated record. Bases 1 to 774 code for a protein of 257 amino acids. Gene Ontology annotation, molecular function: signaling receptor activity.
AUGGCCUGGCGGAUGACACAGUUGCUGCUUCUGGCUUUGGUGGCUGCUGCAUGGGGUGCCCAGCCCAGGACUCCACAGGCCAGGACAGACCUGGUCAACGUCUGCAUGAACGCCAAACACCACAAGACAAAGCCAGGCCCUGAGGACAAGCUACAUGACCAGUGCAGUCCCUGGAAGAAGAACGCCUGCUGCUCCGUCAACACCAGCCAAGAAGCCCAUAAGGAUAUUUCCUACCUGUACAGAUUCAACUGGGACCACUGUGGCAAGAUGGAGCCCGUCUGCAAGCGCCACUUCAUUCAGGACACCUGCCUCUAUGAGUGCUCACCUAACCUGGGGCCCUGGAUCCAGAAGGUGAACCAGAGCUGGCGCAAAGAGAGGGUCCUGAACGUGCCCCUGUGCAAAGAGGACUGUCAGAGCUGGUGGGAAGACUGCCGCACCUCCUACACCUGCAAGAGCAACUGGCACAAGGGCUGGAACUGGACCUCAGGGUAUAACCAGUGCCCAGUGAGAGCUGCCUGCCACCGCUUUGACUUCUACUUCCCCACGCCUGCUGCUCUGUGCGAUGAAAUCUGGAGUCACUCCUACAAAGUCAGCAACUAUGGCCGGGGCAGCGGCCGCUGCAUCCAGAUGUGGUUCGACCCGGCCCAGUGCAACCCUAACGAGGAGGUGGCAAGGUUCUAUGCUGAGACCACAAAUUCUGGGGCCAUGCCGCAGGCGAUUGGACCUCUCCUGCUCAACCUGACCCAGAUACUGCAACGCUGGUUCCUUGGCUAA